Molecule: messenger RNA, 605 nt
Organism: Prorocentrum cordatum
Lineage: Eukaryota; Dinophyceae; Prorocentrales; Prorocentraceae
Source: the annotation of a GenBank genome assembly
CGCAAGGUCGGGGCUUUCUUUCCUCGCGUGAGACGCGGUGCGUUUCGCCGCUGCGCGUGCGCACGGCGCCGCAUACAGCGGUCGCGGCGGGGUCGCCCGAGGAGGGUGCCGGGAGAGAGCGAGGUGUCGUUCGGCGGCGCCACCGGGUCGGGGACAUGUACGACUUGAGUGCGACGGAACCUGGGUUUGCCGACGCCUUCUGACCAGCGGUUCCUGAGUUUUGACGGUCCAGUUUUCGUGCGAUGUCUGCAGCGGGAGCUCGCGUCAAGUUUCAGGUUGGGUCUCGUCAUUUUCCAUGGUGGCCCCGUCAGGCCAACCCGGGUCCCCCCCCGAACCCGAGUCUUGCGUCUUCCCGGCCGAGGACCUCGCGCACGUGCCUCCCAGACACAGCGACGCAGAGCUGAGGCGAAAGGUGCUGGUCGACAACAACCCCGUGUCCUGCGUCCUCAACCCAGACAACACGGUGCUCAUCCGAGAUUGGUUGGGCAAGGACGAGCCGGACGAGGAGAAGCCCGCUGGUCGGGCGGACGGACGCGGUCCUCGCCGAGGGCGCGGCCGGCCCGCAGGCAGACUACGCGUCGGCGAUCUCGCGGCUGGUCCCCGGG